ACCGGAAGUACCUUGACGCCCUGCGCGAAGUUAGAAAACCAAAACCGGAAGUCCUACUUAGUCUUUAAAGCGGCGCGUCCUCUGUUUGGAGGACUUAAUACAGUAACAAUGCUCAGCAAAAUAAUCGGUCAGAAGUAUAUAGCCAUUGCCAAAUCAUGGGUCCCAACUUUGGCUGUGUGGGGCUCAGUUGGAGGUGUAGCUCUGGUCCACUUCACAGACUGGCGAUUGUUUUUGGACUAUGUGCCCUACGUCAACGGCAAAUUCAAGAAGGACGAGUAGAAGUCGCUGCUGUUUAUUAACACCAGGACUUCAACACUGAACAAGAACCGCUGCCGCUGGUACCGUGUACUCCAGCCCAGUUCCAUGCCAGGUCACUGUAAGGUGUCAUCUUCAUCCUGCAGCCCAAGUCAACACUGAACUGUUCACCACCAUCAUCAUCCUCUCAAAUCCAAACUGGAGAUGGCAAAAGUGAAUGGAAAACAGAUGAUAAACAGACUUUUCUUUUCUUUUCCGUCUCAGUUUGGGGUCAGAUAUUUAUUUGAAUCUAUAGUGUCGUAUGUACUGUGGAUCAAUCCUGAAUCACAAAUGGAUAAAUCUGUGGUGUUAUGUUGUUUGGGGAACAAGUAAAGUAUGUGAGAUUUGUCCCAU
Acanthopagrus latus (yellowfin seabream) is the source of this 648-nucleotide messenger RNA. RefSeq names its product cytochrome b-c1 complex subunit 10 (gene uqcr11). The coding region runs from base 109 to 279 and encodes 56 amino acids. Gene Ontology annotation, biological process: mitochondrial electron transport, ubiquinol to cytochrome c. Gene Ontology annotation, cellular component: mitochondrial inner membrane. Lineage: Eukaryota; Metazoa; Chordata; Actinopteri; Spariformes; Sparidae. The transcript is spliced from 3 exons. The record is from RefSeq and is a predicted model, not a curated record.